This is a messenger RNA of Eremothecium cymbalariae DBVPG#7215, 756 nucleotides long. RefSeq names its product U4/U6-U5 snRNP complex subunit SPP381 (gene SPP381). The record is from RefSeq and is a predicted model, not a curated record. The transcript has a single exon. The coding region runs from base 1 to 756 and encodes 251 amino acids. NCBI's taxonomy places the organism in Eukaryota, Fungi, Ascomycota, Saccharomycetes, Saccharomycetales, Saccharomycetaceae.
AUGGUUAUUAGACAUUUUAGGAAGCCGGGCGUUGUGCAGGAUUCGGACUCGGCAAGUUCGGAUGAUGAGAUUUAUGAGGAUGGCAGUAGGCAGAGCAAAAUUGAUGAGGAGGAGGCAGAUGGUUCGGAGACAAAUGACGAGUCUGACAGUACCGAUGACUCUAGUAGUGAUGAGGAGGGGGAGCCUGCUGUUUUUCAUAGACCCGUGUUUUUGAAGAAGGUUGCUGAGAAGAAGGUUGCUGAGAAGAAGGGUUUGUUAGCGGAGACGAUUACAGACGGUAAAGCUGAUAAACCCUCUAGGACGUUGGAGCAUGUUAAAUAUUUUAAUGAUAUUCGCGAUAAGGUUGAGUCAACUCAUGGAUUGCUUACUACUUACAGCACUGAUAAAGAGCUGGUGAACCAGAUUUUACAGCUGGAUGAUGAUGACAGUGACGACAAUGAUGACGAUGGAAAGAAAGAGCACCACCGUCUUUGGUUGGAACGACGGGAAAAACGUAGAAAUAGGCUACGGGGUAUUGAAUUACAGAAACAAUUGGAAUUGGAGGAGUAUGAAUUAAACAAGCAGUCGAACCAAGAGUCUCAAUCUCUUUUAGAAGGCAAGCAGUCAUCUAGUCACUAUUAUAAUAGGCUGAAAAACAACAAUACUUUCUCUGAAGAGAAAGGGGAGAGGCUGCCCAAGAAGCCAAAGCACUCGAUUAAACUAAAGAGCUCCAUUGCGUCGGAUAAUGCUGCUGAGAAUGAGUAUUCUGUACUAUAA